This is a messenger RNA of Phyllostomus discolor (pale spear-nosed bat), 2064 nucleotides long. RefSeq names its product leukocyte immunoglobulin-like receptor subfamily A member 5. Gene Ontology annotation, molecular function: inhibitory MHC class I receptor activity. The record is from RefSeq and is a predicted model, not a curated record. The transcript has 8 exons. Lineage: Eukaryota; Metazoa; Chordata; Mammalia; Chiroptera; Phyllostomidae. Bases 136 to 1347 code for a protein of 403 amino acids. Gene Ontology annotation, biological process: cytokine-mediated signaling pathway.
GACUCUGGGUCUAUUUUUUCCUCCAUCUUGAGAAUGAAAGGUGGGAUCCUGGGGAGACACUGUCCCCCUUCCUGAGGGGCUGCUGACUUGACAACCCUGUGACAUGGACGGCCAACAUUCUAGUGACCACACCCUAUGUGUCUAUCACCCUCAGGACACCCUGGUCUCUUCCUUCUACAGGACUGGGUUCAGAGAGGAGACACCAUGUCCCCCAGCCUCACGGCCCUGCUCUGCCUAGGGCUGAGCGUGGGCCUGAGGACCCCAGUGCAGGCAGGGACCCUCCCCAAACCCACCCUCUGGGCUGAGGCAGGCACUGUGAUCCCCUGGGGGAGCUCAGUGACCAUCUUGUGUCAGGGGGCUCCACAAGCUGAGGAGUACCAUUUGUAUAAAGAUGAUACUUCAGAGCCCUGGUUCAAACAGAAGACACUGGAUCCCAGGAACAAGACCAAGUUCUCCAUCACACAGAUGACAGCGCGUACUGCAGGGAGAUAUCAGUGUUACUAUCUCAGACAAGGUGUCUGGUCAGAGCACAGUGUCCUCCUGGAGCUGGUGGUGACAGGAGCCUACAGCAAACCCAGGCUCUCAGCCCUGCCCAGUGCUGUUGUGACCUCAGGAGAUACCGUCAUCCUCCAGUGUGGCUCACGGCAGGGAUUUGAGAGGUUCGUUCUGACUAAGGAAGGAGAAGACAGGCUCUCCUGGACCCUGGACUCACAGCCUCACCCCAGUGGGCAGUUCCAGGCCCUGUUCUUUGUGGGUCCUGUGACCCCCAGCCACAAGUGGAUGUUCAGAUGCUAUGGAUAUAGCAGGAACACACCCCAAGUGUGGUCACAGCCCAGUGACUCCCUGGAGCUCCUGGCCUCAGCCCAAGGUCUCCAAUGGUACUGGAAUGUGCUGACUGGAGUCUCAGUGGCCCUUGCCCUGCUGCUCUUCCUCCUCCUCUUCCUCUUCCUCCGACACCGGCAUCAGAGCAAAGGCAGGACAUUGGAUGCUGCCAUGAAGGACCCUCAUCCUGGGGAGGGCAUGGAGCUGGACCCUCAGAACAGGACCCAUGAUGACCCCCAGGGAGAGACCUAUGCCCAGGUGACCCUCUCACCAUCAAAGCUCAGGCAGGGAAUGGCCUCCUCACCUUCCCUCCUGUCAGAGGAAUUGCUGGACAUGAAGGAUAGGCAAGCAGAAGAGGACAGACAGAUGGACAGUCAGGCUGCUGCCUCUACUGCCCCCGAGGAUGUGACCUAUGCCCAGCUGACUCACUUGACCCUCAGACGGCAGACAAGGGCACCCACUUCCUGCCCGUCAGAGGAGCCCCCAGAUGAGCCCAGUGUGUAUGCUGCUCUGGCUGUCCACUAGCCCAUGGAGGACCCAGACCCCACAUUCCAGAGAGGGAGCUUUCAGGGACCCUGGAAGGAACAGGAGCUGUCUCCAAGGACACUCGCUAGUGGCCCCAGCCAGCCUGGGGACCUCACAUGGACCCCCAGCACUUUCUGGGACCAUCUGGGAGUCCCCUGAUUCUGCAAUUAGAAAUAACUAAUAUCCCUACACUUUGGAAUCCAAGCAACAGACUUCUCAAGAAUCAACAUAUGAAUUUAGAACCAAAAUGGAAGUAAGAGAAUGCUUUCAGUGAAUGAUAGUGUAAAUACUACACAUUAAACCUACAAAAUGGAACAUUAACAACCAUGAAUGAACAUCUUAGAGAAGAAAAAGGCUAACAUAGAAACCACCUAAGUGUCCUCCCACACAUACUGAGAUGAAGGUGUGGCAACCUGUGUGAUGGAGUGUCACUCGGCCACAGAGAUGAAAUCCUGUCAGUUCAGUGACACGGAGGCAUCAUGAGUAUGUCAGGCUACGUGGGGUAAGUCAGACCCCACCGCACAAGGACCGUACAACUUCACUCGUACAUGGGUGAAAUGUGAAACUCUUCACUGUCAUAUGUAUUAACUAUACGGAACUUGUAAUUAAAAAAUUUCCUGCAAUGUGAACUCGGAGUCUGAAAAGCUUCAUUGGUAAAUGCUUCUGAACACAUAUGCAUGUAUGAAAUACACACACAUGGACACAGACACAAACAUA